AUGGGAAAGAAGAAGGCAACUAUGAUCUUCAAGGGGUCUUUAAAGACUCACUGGAUUAGAUAUAUUACCAACAUAAAAAUGGACGUGAAUCCAGCUCAUUAAACAGCAAUGAAGGAAUCUAUGCAAAUGCUCAGACUAUUAAACACGAUAUCUUCAAAAUACAUUCAACCAGGAUUUGAUUAUAAAAUGAAUAUUAGAGGAGACCUUUCUUACUAUUCACCUUCGAUUUUGCACUUAAAGUUUGUUAAUGGAUAUGAGAGAAAGUAUCAUCUUCAAGAUUCAUUAUUUGGAGCCAUUUUAUAAGAGAUCAACUAUAUCAAUCAUACGGUAGAGUAUGAAAGAUCAAUGAAUGGACAAGAUGAUGAACUUGAUGAUGAGGCUUGA
Molecule: messenger RNA, 384 nt
Organism: Stylonychia lemnae
Lineage: Eukaryota; Ciliophora; Spirotrichea; Sporadotrichida; Oxytrichidae
Source: the annotation of a GenBank genome assembly